AUGAAGCUUUCCUGCGUCUCCGUUGGAGACUUUGGUUUGACUCGUCCAGUGAGACAGCAGCAGCCUGCAGCUGAACAAGAGGGGGGCUCCCCUCUUGGGGGCCCCCCUCUUGGGGGCCCCCUUGCAGGGGGCCCCCCUCUUGGGGGGCCCCCUGGGGGCCCCCAACCCCCUUUGGGGGCCCCUAUGUUUGGCCAGUUGUUGAAUAAUUCGCUGAGCAAAGGCGUGGGGACGGUGCACUAUAUGGCUCCUGAGCAAGCUAACAGCACCCAGUACGGGCAAAGCGCCGACAUAUUUUCUUUAGGGGUUUGUAUAUUUGAGCUCUGGGCUGUCCCCUUUCCUACAGCAAUGGAGAGGUCUUUAGUAUUAGGGGCCUUAUCGCACCAAAGCAGCACUUGGCUGCUGCAGCAGCGGUUGCUGCUGCAGCAGCAGCUGCUGCUGCAGCAGCUGCAGCAGGAGGAGGAAGAAGACCAAGAGGAGGGUGCGCUGGAGGCAGAGCAGCAACAGCAGCAGCAGCAGGAAGAGGAGGGGCUCCUCGAACAAGACGAACAACAGCAGCAGAAGGAGCAGCAGCAGAAGCAGCAGCAGCUACAUGAGCAGCAAUUACUGCUGGAGGAGAUGGAUUUGUUGAAGCGGCAGCAGCGUCAGCAGCAGAAGCAGAAGAAAGCCCGUGACAAGCAGGAGCGUGCUGCAGGGCGUGCAAGAGCAGCAGCAGCAGCAGCAGCAGCAGCGGGAGCAGCAGCAGCAGCAGCAGCAGGAGAAGAAGAAGAGGCGUUCGAUCUCCUAGGAUUCUUAUCUUGCUAUGUCCCCAGAGUCGUUGCUUUGCUGCUAACCCCGCUGCUGCAGCACAACCCUAAUAAUAGGCCGGAAGCUCGAGAUGUUUUAGCUGCCGACUUUUUUCUUUCGCCGCCUUCACGAGAAUUAAUAUUACCUUUCUAUGCAGCAGCGCUUAAAGGCCUGGCUAAACCCCAGCAAAGCAUUAACCUCUUUAAAGACCCUGAAACCAUCUCCCCCUUCACACCCGUGCUUCACCUGCUGCGCGAGUCUCCCUUUGGGCCAGAGGCUGUGCAGACAGUCGCCCAUUUGCUGCGGCAGGCGGUGCCUCUUCAAAGGGUUAUUGAUUUUUAUUCAUUUGAGUCUUAUAAACUCACCCUCCCUGGGGGGCCUCAAGCAGUGCAGCUGCGGCAGUGUCUAUUGGAUUUGCUGCUGCAGCAUGCGCAGCAGCUGCUGCAGCAGCGGGGGGCCCCCUUAAAGCAGUUUCCUGUGCUGCUGCCUUGUGGAGCUCAAGCCCCUAAACCCCUCGCUCACAUGCAAAGCUGUGAAGACCGCAAGGAGACAUCUACUGGAGGGACGUUACGUGGAUAUCCUCCGCCGCGUUUAUCUGCUGCUGCUUCUGCUGCUCUUUGUCUGUCUGCUGGGGUUUUUAGACCCCUUGAAGUGCCGCUGCUGCGGCCUGCUGCAGCGCCUACUGGGCCUCCACAGACACGCAGCAGCAGCGCUAGCAGCAGCAGCAGCAGCAACAGCGCUAGCAGCAGCAACAGCAGCAGCAGCAAGGCGGGGAGGGAGCUGCAGCAGCUACCAGACCUCUUCAUUCCUUAUAACUGUCUUUCUCUUUAUGCUGGAGUUGCAAUCAGCGACCUUCAUGCUGCUGCUGCUGGUGCUGCUGCUGACGUUGCAGCCAGUGCAGCAGAGACAGCAGCAGCAGCAGCAGCUGCUGCUGCUGCUGCGGAGAUGCAGGCUGAAUCCUGCGCAGCUGCUGCUGCUGCCGCUGCUGCACCGCCCCAAGAGUCCCUUGGGGCGCACCCACCUGAAGGUAGCAGCAGCAGCAGCAGGAACAGCAACAGCAACAGCAACAGCAGCAGCAGGAGCAACAGCAGCAGCAACAGCAGCAGCAGCAACAGCAACAAGCCCCAGGUUCCGCUAGAUGUGCACUCUACGGAGGAAGCAGCGAGUGCAGCAGCAGCGAGUGCAGCUGCAGCUGCAGCAGCAAGCGCAGCAGCUGCAGCAACAGCAGAAACCGCAGCAGCAGCAGCAAACAGAGAAGCAGCACUUGGUUUGUGUCUACCUGGUGCGGUGUAUAGGCUGCUGGGUGCUGCAGCGACUCCUAUGCUGCUACCCUAUGCAGUGCUUCCAGCAGCAGCAGCAGCAGCACAAGCAGCAGCAACAACAGCGCCCCCCAGCAGCAGAUGCCCUGUGCAGAAGGCCUGCUACAUAGGUUGCAGCUACCGCAGCAGCAGGAAGCAGCCGCUGCAGCAGCAACCUGAAGCAUCCUUAUCUUGCGUUUAUUUGCUGCUGCUGCAUAUACCCUCAUUGAGGGUGUGGGCCUCCUCGCUAGAGUUUUCAUCAGGUGUAUUGGCUGCUUAUUUUGAGGCUGAUGCUGCUGCUGCUGCAGCAGAUAUCUUAGCCCCUGCUGCUGCUGCUGCUGCUGCUGCAGCAAAAGAACCCCACGAACACUUCGCACUCAUCUGGACAUGCUCUGCAUUCCUCCCUGUCAUACUCGAAUUCGCCUUUGACGUGCCGCCUGAGUCGGUGCUGUCUCUGGAUGGGUGGCUGCGAGCUGCUGCUGCUGGGGGGUUGCUGACAGAAGAUUUGCUGCUGCAGCAGCUGCAAGCAAUAGAAGCAACACGGUUGAGCGCCCCUUUGGAGGCCCCUUCAGAGGAGCUGCAGGAGCAGCAGGAGCAGGAGCAGGAGCAGCAGCAGCAGCAGCAGCAGCAGCAAACGGCGAAGAGGUUGGUGGAUCUAGAACCGUCCCCUGAACUCAGAAGCAGAUGCAGCAGACUCUGGAACCUGCUCACUCUCCCUUACGAAAAUGCUGCGGAGUUCGUUUCGCAUGCAAGGCUUUUGCUGCGACAGCAGGAAGUAGAAGAGCUGUCUAUGGCUUCAUCUGCUGCUGCUGCUGCUGCUGAUGGUGAUGGUGAUGCUGCUGAAGAAGACUUGGGGGGGGUGCCGCUGCAGCAGUGCGUGGAGGAGCAGCUGCAACGGCUGCUGCUGCUGCAGCAUUUGCUGCAGGAGAUAGAGGGCUUCCAGCAGCAGCAGCAGCUGCACUUCGAGUUGCUGCUGCCGGUUGAUCGCAGCAGCUACAACUCAGGCUUCUUUUUCUGUAUUCUGGGGUCCACGCUGCAGCAGCAGCAGCAGCAGCAGCAAUCCACCAAGCAGCAGCAGCAGCAGCAGCACAAGCAGCAACAGCUCCACAACAGACUGCACCAGCAAUUGCACCAGCAGCAGCAGCAGCAGCAACAGCAGCAGCAGCAGCAAACGAAAUUUAGAGAGGUUCUCGCUGUGGGUGGGAGGAGUGAUGGGUUAAUACGCCAAGCAGAAGAUCAUGAUGGGCCAGCAGCAGCAGCAGCAGCAGCUGCUGCUGCUGCUGCUAUUAGCGUAGAGGUCGACAUCGACUGUCUCUGUUCGCGGCUGCUGCAAAUCCAGCAGCAGCAUCUUGACUCCCCUGCAGCAGCGGCAGCUGCUGCUGCUGCUGCUGCAGCGCUCACGCCAGUCUGGAGCGAAUCCAGCAGCAGCAGCAGCGCCAGCAGCAGCAACAGCAGCAGCGCCAGCAGCAGCAAACGCGGCAGCGCCGACACAGCGAGCAGCAGCAGCAGCAGCAGUGCGAGUAGCAGCACUAGCAGCAGCAGCAGCAGCAGCCACUGCAUGGGUAACAACAGCAGCAGCAGCAGCAUCCAAGAUGUUGCUGCUGGCUGGGCCCUGCCUCAAGUGCUGCUGUGCGUGCAGCAGCAGCAGCAGCAGCAGCAGCAGCAGCAACCGCUGCUGUUGCAUGCAGCAUUUCAUUUGCGUGCGUUGCUGCUGAAGCACGGACUGAAGGAGUUCAGCCGCAUAGAAGAAGUUCUCGUGUUUCUCCUUUCGAAGUCUUCAACUGUCUGA
This is a messenger RNA of Eimeria acervulina, 3870 nucleotides long. Its product is annotated as Wee kinase, putative. NCBI's taxonomy places the organism in Eukaryota, Apicomplexa, Conoidasida, Eucoccidiorida, Eimeriidae. The record is from RefSeq and is a predicted model, not a curated record. Gene Ontology annotation, molecular function: protein kinase activity; ATP binding. The transcript has 9 exons. Gene Ontology annotation, biological process: protein phosphorylation. Bases 1 to 3870 code for a protein of 1289 amino acids.